This is a messenger RNA of Corticium candelabrum, 3613 nucleotides long. Its product is annotated as nucleoporin p58/p45-like. Lineage: Eukaryota; Metazoa; Porifera; Homoscleromorpha; Homosclerophorida; Plakinidae. Gene Ontology annotation, biological process: nucleocytoplasmic transport. The coding region runs from base 2246 to 3250 and encodes 334 amino acids. Gene Ontology annotation, cellular component: nuclear pore. The record is from RefSeq and is a predicted model, not a curated record. Gene Ontology annotation, molecular function: structural constituent of nuclear pore. The transcript is spliced from 10 exons.
GCACUUCCUCGCGGUUUGCAGUGGUCUGGUAGUGCGAGGCUCGGCAGUCAAUGGACAUCUUGCAACCACGGUUUUGACAUAAACGAAGUGCUGUCUUUUUGCGCACCUUUCGAGCAGUAACCUGCGCCGUUUAUUGAAAGGGGGCCUCAGUUUUUGUCGUCUGCUGAACGUGGUUUUCUCGGCACAAAUCAACUUCAAUAAAUUAGACGACAGGUGUAUACAUUGGAUAUGCAUUUUGGCAACUGGCAUUAUAUUUCAAACUAGGCAUUGGUUGUUAUAUGGGGAGAAGUCUAACAGAAGGCCUAUCAGACAGGUGCCAACUGGUUCUUCUAAAGGCAGGAAAUCUUAGAGACUUGGCCAAAGUCAGGGGUAACGGCAUACGUAAUACUUAAAUGUUACAUGGAACUUAAAUGCUGUUAGAAUGGCUUUCAUUGGCAGCUUAAUUUUUUUGUACAGUCUGAAUUGCCUUUAGAAUUCUCAUGAUGUAUGUUUGUCAUGAUAUAUAUCAUUGGCUGAGUGGCAGUGUUCAUUGUAUAUCUAUUGUUGUACUUUGUUCCUUGAGAUUGGCAUUCUUUUCUGUUUGUGCCAAAAUUGCUUACGUGUAUAUAAUAGGCAGUGGCUGCAGUUUCUCUCCUUUUUAGAGCACUAAAAUAGAUGUAUAAUGAUUUGUAUGUACUUCACACGUUAAAGCAAAUGUAUACGUAUGGAUGUAUCACAUUGGAAAUCUUUGGCAAACUUGUCUGUUAAAUUGGUUGUCGUAACUCUCUGUAAGUUAUGUUUAUAAACAUUGAACAGUUAGUUCUAGUUUGUAACUUGUCAUAACUGUUUUGCAGUCUUUGGGUCAAAUUGUGCAUUUAUGUAUGUACUGGUAGUAAUUUUAUUGUGAGAUUGACAAAUGGUAUCCUGCUUAUUUGAUGCAUGUAUGGUUGGACCGUACAUGCAAUAGAAAUUAGAAUUUGAGUUUAAUUAAGAAAGGCUUGUUUUGUACCUUGUCUUGUACCAUGUGGGCGUUGCAGGCUGCUUUCGUCUUUUUGAAGGAAUCUGUGUCCUCAGAAACAUGUGCAGUGUCUUUGUGAACCUGUUUGGACUCUAGUCUCUGUUUCUUUUGUCUUGGUUCACCAAUAGAGUCUUGUUUCUCCUUACUAAUGUUGUCACGGUUUGGCUGGAAAACAACAUCUCAAGUCAUACAUCCAUUUCUGGCUUGUGUUGCCACAACACUUAAUUAAAGAACUUCUUAACCAAUCCCAUGCUGUGCAAGGAAUGGGGAAUUGCGGGGAAACUCUUGGCAAACCUAUCAGGGAAGCUUCACAUCUAUUGCUUGCCAGCCAGCUCUCCUUCUUAUGAAGAUCAGUUCAUAAUGACUUAGAGAGUGGGUUCAUUCUGAAUACUCAAGGUAAUCUGUAGCAAUCAGUGAACAAUGAGACAAGGAAAAGAGUCAUGGUGUUGUCCUACAUGGACUUCAAGAGCUAGAUUAAACCUUAAUUUAUGUCUGAUUAUUCUUCUAUGUAUUCUUUUAUGUUUACUCUUCUAUGCAUGGCUACCUAUUUUUACUUGUUACACUUAUUUAUCUUGUCUUGCCUAGGCACUGUACCUGUAGCGGUAUGAAUCAAAAUAUUAUUAUUAUUAUUGUUAUUGUUAUUAUUGAAUGAAUGAAUGGUGAAUGAUAUAUUUGAUUAUAUUCGAUUAUUAUUAUGUUGUCCUCAAGCAGAUCAGUCUGAUUCAUAAGGUCACUGGUAAGCACCGAAAGCAAACCCUGCCUCAGAGGUGCUUAGACCAUCAUGGCUGUCUAGACAGAAGACAUGACUUUACGCAGGAUUCGACUGGAUCCAAGAAGCACUGUAUUACUAUUUAGCUACGAGCGUAAAAGAAGGACACCACAAUAAGUGGUGGACUGCUUCGUGAGAAGCUUACUCUAAACGGGCUGAAUUGACUUCCGGUCUGUCUGUCGGUAUGUUUGUACCUAUGUUUGUAACUAUGUUUGUUUGUAAGCGUGUGUCACGCUCGGGGAGUUUGUCGAGCCAAUCAGCAAUCGUUUUGGAACGCAAAACGUAGGUGACGUAAUACUAGUUUGUCAGCGUGAAUCACUCUCGGGAAUUUGUUGAGCCAAUCAGCUGUCCUUUGGCACAUCAACAAUGGGUGACGUACAAUCCCGCGCAUUAUGACAGAAAAGCCGAGAUGUCGUAAACCUCCAUUUUACGGUCAAAAUGUCGUCAAACCGAGAAGCGCAGACUAAAGAUCAGCUUCGAUGAACAAUCAAGGAGGAUUCAAACUUGGUGGCGGUGGUAUUGGCAACAGUUCUACUACUCUCGCCAGUGGUCUACAGUUACAACUAGGAACAGGUGGCCCCAGCCUAGGUAGCACAGGAUUACAAACGUCACGUGGUCUACAGCAGAGUGGAGGAGGAGGAACGAUUAAUAUUGCUGGUACUGGUACCGGUGCAACUGCUACGGGACCUACAGGCAAUCUAGGCAGCUCGUUGGGUAGAGGCAAUCUAACACUGGGAAGUGGCAUAGGAACGACUUCAUUAAAUGUUGGUUUGGGUAGCAGCCAGGAUAGUUCUGCAAUACGCAGUGGUGGACUGAAACUUGGGACAGGGUUGACUUUGGGAAGUUCUGUAUCAAGUAGUGGACUCGAAUUAGGUACUGGACUUGGGCAAACGGUAUCUAAUUCUUCUAGAACUUCAGGACUGAGUGUGAAAAGUGGUGGAGGACUGGAACUUGGUGGUGGACUUCAGCUUGGUGCUGGAAUUAGUACAACAAUGUCAGGUGGAUCUAGUUUGUUAGUGAGCUCAUAUGCAACAACUGGCGGCGGCAGAGGUUCUCUCACUACUAUGACAGCGAGAGGGUUAGGAGGAGUUGAUCCUACACAGAGCUUUUCUGGGAAACCUAACAAAGACAAAGAUGGAGAAAGCAAGGCAGUGAUGAAGCAGGUCAUGCCUGAUGAGUUGAAUCGACUAGCUGACAAUAUGUUGAAAUUCAUCAAAGCUCAGAAGGGUAUUUGUGAAGACAUUAGUAGUGCUUCAGAAAGGCCUUUGAGCAAAGUACAAGAUGAUGUGAAGUCAACAGCUCAAGCGUUGUCUCUCAUCGCACAUGCCGUGCAUGCAGAUGGUCAAGCUGUUCUAGAGUUAAAGAAUCAUUCUGUGCAGGAACUGAAGAAUGUUGAAAUUGCUCAAAGAACAAAGGAUACUCCACCUGGAUUGCAGCAUGAAAACACAUUGCCAGCAGAGUAUGGUGUCUGUUUUAUGAAUUAAUUGCUUUGUGCACAACUGGUAAUUGAACUUUAUUACUGGUUUACAAUUGACAAAAACUGACCGUCAACACACUUCAACUUACUGUUACUGGUGCCUGUGCAAUGUGCAAUUGAUGUAGAAUAGGCAGAAACAGAAUGGGUGUUACUGUGUAUGUACCUUGCUGGAGUACACAAGUUUAGCUUGGUGAAUGAAGUUGUAAAUAUAAUAGACGCGCGCGUGUGUGUGUGUGUGUGUGUGUGUGUGUGUGUGUGUGUGUGUGUGUGUGUGUGUGUGUGUGUGCACGCACACACACACACAUUCAUGCCGAUGCUUGUGAUUCUAGUUUGUUUGAAGUGUGAUAGGAAUAGUAAUAAUAAUGACAAA